Molecule: messenger RNA, 1528 nt
Organism: Nothobranchius furzeri (turquoise killifish)
Lineage: Eukaryota; Metazoa; Chordata; Actinopteri; Cyprinodontiformes; Nothobranchiidae
Gene: rcan3
Product: regulator of calcineurin 3
Biological process (GO): calcium-mediated signaling
Cellular component (GO): cytoplasm; nucleus
Molecular function (GO): nucleic acid binding; calcium-dependent protein serine/threonine phosphatase regulator activity
Source: RefSeq, a predicted model, not a curated record
UCCUGACGCAACCGUAGGCACCAUCAGAGAGCCCAGUGAUAAUCCAGUGGAAAUAAACACCCACGCAUCUGGCGGAAGCCUCAGAAAUAACAGCAUCACUAAUCUGCUCCAUCCAGAAAAGUCCCAGGAGGAAAAUAAAUAAAUCAAUAAUAAUAAAAAUCCGACCCAGUUUCGUUUGCAAUGGGUGGUUCCGGACGUGGUCAGUGACAUCAGCCUGAUCUCAGCCUCUGUGGUCCCCACUUGCCCUCAGCAGCCUCCUGACAGGAUUCCAGAUGUUGCGAGACAGCUCUAAGGCAUGGAGCAACGGCUCAGAGGCCUACAGCAGCGACCCCGAGGAGGAUGAGGAGGAGGAAGAGGAGGACAUGGUGUUUGGGGAGAGCGACCAGGAUGCCAUGGCGGAGGAGAUGAUGGACCUAAGUGACCUGCCAACAGCGCUGUUUGCGUGCAGCGUGCAUGAAGCCGUGUUCGAACAGGAAGUGCACAGGGAGAGGUUUGAAGCCUUGUUUAGGAUCUACGAUGAGCAGGUGACUUUCCAGAUGUUCAAGAGCUUCAGGAGAGUCCGGAUCAACUUCAGCACUCCCGAGGCGGCCGCUCGAGCCCGCAUCGAGCUGCACGAGUCAGAGUUCAACGGCAAGAAGUUAAAACUCUACUUUGCCCAAAUCCAGAACGGCGAUGAGGACAUUGACAAGUCGUACCUGGCGCCUCCCCAGCCCGUCAAACAGUUUCUGAUCUCACCACCUGCCUCGCCGCCCGUGGGCUGGAGCCAGAGCGAAGACGCUACGCCCGUCAUCAACUACGACCUGCUGUGUGCCGUAGCUAAGCUAGGACCGGGGGAAAAAUACGAGCUCCACGCGGGGACGGAGUCUACCCCCAGUGUGGUGGUGCACGUGUGUGAGAGCGAGACGGAGGAGGACGAGGCGGUUCGGCCAAAGCAGCAGAUCGUCCAGACCAGACGUCCCGACGGCGCCCCUAAGGUUUUCAACUAAAGAAGACCCCUUUCGUCCACAGGAGGCCGGCGCGGCCCCCUCGACCGCCCUUUAAACUCGCGACACACCUGCCCUCUCUCUCUCGUCUCUGCACUCACAGAGAGCGUCGAUGCGCCUCAUUUCAGUUUAACUCCAAAGCAAAAACAACAAACAUUUGCUUGAAGACAGUGUUUGUGGGGAGCGCGGCGAUGGAAUGAGGCAGCUUGAAGGGAAUGGAUGAGAAUCACACAUACACACUCAUCACAUUCUGCGGACAGCGUGGGGAGCAGCGGGCAUGCUCGCCUCCAAACCCACCGACCCCGCCCCUCCCUCCUUCUGGUUUUCAGCAAGAGGGGCCAAAAUACCUGUCCCAACACAGGCACAACUGUAUCACACACCCAGCUCUCAUUAGUGGUCACAUGCUUGCUCGUCCGUUAGCGUGUUAGCCUCACCCUUCACAUCACAGUCAUAUGUACAGUCAUUGUUGGCUGAGAACAUGAAACACCUCAACAACCAAGCAUUUUUUUAUAAUCAAUUGUGUGUUGACUAUAUAUAUAUAUAUA